AUGGCCCGAAACGCAGAGAAAGCGCAGUCUAUGCUCUUCCGUUUCCGCGCCCAACAAGCAUCCGACCUCGGCAUCCUCGACAUCAACAAGACCCGCCGCCCAAAAGCGAUCAGUGUCCAAGAACAUAUCCCCACCUGUGAACGAUGGCGUGGUCAAGUGCUCAAGGAGGUCUCACGGAAACUCACCAAGAUCCAAGAUCCCGCGCUCAGUGAUUACCAGAUCCGAGAUGUGAACGAUGAGCUCAAUCGAUUAUUCAAGGAGAAAUGGCAGUGGGAAGUACGAAUAAAGGAACUGGGAGGGCCGAAUUAUAUGCGUGGUGGUGGACGAGUGACGGAUGAUGAGGGGAGGGUGAUUGAGGGGGGUGGGAAGGGGUACAGAUAUUUUGGGCGGGCGAGAGAGUUACCUGGUGUGAAGGAAUUGUUUGAGGCUGCGACGCGGAAACCUGACGAUGAGAGGAAGAAGGAGUCGCGGCAGCAACUAAGCAUGAGAGUCGAUGCGGGGUAUUAUGGGUAUAAUGUUGAUGAGCAGGAUGGCAGCCUACUUGCUUAUGAGGUUGAGAAGGAGAGGGAGGCGUAUGAGAUGUUGAUGGGUGAGGAUGAGAAGGUGGAGGAGACGUGGGAGCCUUUGCCUGGUGAUGUGGGGGAUGGAGUGGUGUGGAAACUUCCUACGGCUGAGGAGGUCGAGGCAGAGUUGCUUGAUAGGCGGAAACGGACGUUGCUGGAAAAGCUGUAG
This is a messenger RNA of Recurvomyces mirabilis, 732 nucleotides long. RefSeq names its product NineTeen Complex (NTC) component (gene ISY1). NCBI's taxonomy places the organism in Eukaryota, Fungi, Ascomycota, Dothideomycetes, Mycosphaerellales, Teratosphaeriaceae. Bases 1 to 732 code for a protein of 243 amino acids. The record is from RefSeq and is a predicted model, not a curated record. Gene Ontology annotation, cellular component: Prp19 complex; post-spliceosomal complex; post-mRNA release spliceosomal complex. The transcript has a single exon. Gene Ontology annotation, biological process: mRNA 3'-splice site recognition; generation of catalytic spliceosome for second transesterification step.